Messenger RNA from Heterostelium album PN500, 1644 nucleotides. RefSeq lists its product as uncharacterized. Lineage: Eukaryota; Evosea; Eumycetozoa; Acytosteliales; Acytosteliaceae. The record is from RefSeq and is a predicted model, not a curated record. Bases 1 to 1644 code for a protein of 547 amino acids. The transcript is spliced from 2 exons.
AUGUCCAGAAAUAAUAACAAUAGUAAUAGUAAAAAUAAUAUAUUAACAACAUACAAAAAGAAUAAAGAAAAAAAAUUGGGUGCUUAUGAAGAGCAUAUUGCAAAUGUACUUGGUUGUAAACCAAACAGAAAACCUGUAUUUAAAGUUGGUCGUCAAAAAGUAUCUUUAGAAUUUGUACAUAGAUAUUCAUUGAAUACUGCUGGUGGUGGGGGUGGGAAUGGAAGUGGAGGUGGAAUUGGUAUUACUACAUCAACUACUACUUCUAAUUCAACAAGGAGUAAAAAGAUUCAUGAUAAUAGUAAUAGUCUAAUACCACAACAACAGCAACAACAAUAUACUUCCAUUACUACAAAUAGUACUCAUUCAAGGAUGACAGGUGUCAAUGAUCAUCAUCUGUACACAAAGAACAACAACAACAAUAGUGAUGAUGAUUUUAACUUUCAGACUGUACAACAAGAUAAAGCAGGAGGUGUAAAUCGCACCAAGAACGCUGAAAUGUAUAGGGAAUACCUCUUUAAUACACCAAACGAUGAUGUAUCACCAUCAUCCUCCUAUGUAUUUGAUUCUAGUAAUAGUGGAGGUCACAUAACCAAUUAUAAUUCUCUACUCUCUCCAAACAAAAGAUUACCAGUAGUUAGUUAUAAUAAUAAUAUCAAUAAUAGCAAUAACAAUAACAAUCACAAUUAUAUAAAUAAUAGACAACCAAAUUACCAAAAUAAUGAUAACAUAUAUGAUAACAAUGAUCAAGAUAAUGAUAAUGAUAAUGAUAACUUUUCUCCAUUCAUUCUAGCAACCAAUAUAAGUUUAAAUAGCAGGUCCACAGAGUCAAUUAGUAAUUGUACUACACCAACAAGAGAUAACAUUAAUCAACUUCUCAACAAAUCAAACAACAACAACAACAACAACAACAACAACAAUAAUAGUGAUAAUAUCAAUGGUAAUAUAGAUUCACAACCCUUUAGUUUCGAUCUGAGUGGUCUAUCAAAGAAUAAUAACAAUAAUAACAAUCAAAAUAUUAAUAACAAUAACAACCAAAAUAAUAGUAACAAUAACAAUCAAAAUAUUAGUAAUAAUAAUAAUAAUAAUAAUAAUAGUGGAAAUAGCAUUAGUUCAAGUCAAUUCAAUAAUUCACCAUUUACAUAUAGACUUACAGCACAAAACUCUGAUAUAAUAUGUUCUUUCGAUAACUCACCACUCAAUCUUGAGAACUAUGUGCCAUCCACAAUAGAAGAGGAAAAUCAACGAGAACUAUCAAAGAAACCAUCAGCACAACCAAUUCAACCAAUACUACAACAACACCAACAAAAACAACAAUCACAGCAACAACAACAACAACCAAUCAAACAAAUUGUAAAUAUCAUCGACUUGGAACAAUCAUCAUCACAACAACUAAAAUCUGGCAAACCUAAACCAACCAUCGAAGAGAUGUCCAAUAUUUUCAAACAGAAUCAAUUGAAAAAUCAACAACUCAAACAACAACAUCUGGAACAAGAACAACUGAUGUUACAGAAAUUACAAGAGCAACAACUACAGCAACAACAUGAUUUUGAUGAUCUAACACCUCCACCAAGUUGUGGUCAAUCAAUCUCACAAAAAGAGAGUUGGUCAAGAUACAAACUUGAAAAUAAAAUGAAGAAAACAUAA